AUGUCGACCACCACGCAGCUGGACAUCAAGAUUCUGGAGGCACGCCUCAUUCGCAUCUUCGACAGCCUGAAGCCGAAUCAGGACGUUUUCGUCCAGCUGGUGUGUGGCUACGAAGAUGGCAGCGAAAAGGUCGUUGGCCGUACGGAGGUCUGCAAGAACGGCAACCUCCAACCAAGGUGGAACCAGAGGUUCCUUUGCGGCCGGGAUCGUGGCAAGACCUUAAAGUUCAAGGUCCACAUUGACCACGUGUGGCGCAGCGCUGUUCUUUGCGGUGAGGCUGAGUUUGACUUAGACAACCUCUGGAGACGGGCGACGGGCCGAACGCAGGAGGUUCCUGUGCCACUCUGGAAGAAGAGUGAGCAGACUGGAAUCCUGAACAUUAGCAUCACGUUGCAGUCCGCGGGUGGCUAUGGUGGCUCGCCUGUGCCUGCCUACUCGACAGCGGGUCGAGGUGGCUUGAGCCCAGGUAACGGGCGAUGGCCCAUGGACAGGCCCCCCGCGAUCAGCAAUGGCCAGCCGGAUACCGGCAAUGGACUCGACAGAUCCGUGCCGCCCUACCCGGAAGGACUCGGCAUACGUUCUUCUCUCGCCCCUCCCCUUGGACCAGCCCAGGCAAUGUCCGUGGAGCAGCCGGGGCAGGUUCGCGAGCCUCUUCCAGUUCAUGCUCUCCGCGAGCCGCCUCCACCGCCGCGAGAUCUUUAUGAUGAGCACCCUGGCUGUUCUGAUGGGGGAGUCCAGGGAGUCCAGGCACCAGCGCACCCUCCGGCCAUCCAAGCAGCGCAGGCGCAGGCGCAAGCCGCCCAAGCAGCGCAGGCCGCGCAAGCAGCGCGGGCUGCCCAAGCAGCGCAGGCGGCGCUAGCAGCGCAGGCGGCGCAAGCAGCGCAGGCUGCGCAAGCGUCCCAAGUCCCGGCGCUGCAGUACCCGCAGGCUCAUGCUAAGACUUUCUGCGUGAUGGCAUUGUAUUUCCUGGUUCAUCUGUCCCACCUCCACCCCGGCAUAUCUGGCCUCGCGAUGAGGCAGCCUCGCCUCAUCGCUGCGAGUUUGAGCCAUUUUUGUGCUGCACAGAAGUUGAAAGAGCAGGGAAGUCACUGGGAAGCCAUGUUCACUCACCGAGAAGGUGCUCGGAUGGACAGUGGAUGGACAGUGGAUGGACAGUGGAUGGACAGCGGAUGGACAGUGGAUGGACAGCGGAGGAUGGACAGCGGAUGGACAGUGGAUGGACAGCGGAGGAUGGACGGUGGAUGGACGGUGGAUGGACGGUGGAUGGACGGUGGAUGGACGGUGGAUGGACGGUGGAUGGACGGUGGAUGGACGGUGGAUGGCCUCGUGAGCCACUUCAGCAGCCGUGGGCCGGUGCUCUGCUGCGGAAGAAGAGAGGAGGCUUUGGAAGAAACGAAAAGGACGGCGACGAAUCCGGAGGCUGUAACGUAUGUUGCUUGCGACAUCGGCACGGAGGUCGGUCGGACAAGGCUGCUGGAUGCACUUCCGGCCGGAGCUUCGGUGUUGCUGCUGGUGCAGAAUGCUGCCAUUGGCGACCCAGGGCCCCUGGCAGAGUUGGAUCUCAACCAUUUCGAGGAGGCUUUGCGAGUCAACGUCGUUGCGCCGUUGGCUUUGACCAAGGCCUUGCUUCCUCGACUACAUGGCGGCCGUGUCCUCCACCUUGGAACAUCGGUGGCGCAUCGGCCACAGCGUGGGACCGCGACGUACGGAAUCACCAAGGCCGCGUUCUUCCGGUUGUUCCAGCAGCUGAGCCUACGAAGCAACCAGUGUGCAGAAUGCUGA
Molecule: messenger RNA, 1782 nt
Organism: Symbiodinium sp. CCMP2592
Lineage: Eukaryota; Dinophyceae; Suessiales; Symbiodiniaceae
Source: the annotation of a GenBank genome assembly